Messenger RNA from Xenopus laevis (African clawed frog), 1042 nucleotides. RefSeq names its product microfibril associated protein 4 gene 1 L homeolog (gene mfap4.L). Gene Ontology annotation, biological process: elastic fiber assembly. The transcript is spliced from 6 exons. The record is from RefSeq and is a predicted model, not a curated record. The coding region runs from base 17 to 787 and encodes 256 amino acids. NCBI's taxonomy places the organism in Eukaryota, Metazoa, Chordata, Amphibia, Anura, Pipidae.
AGCAGCAGCUGCAGAGAUGAAGGCACUGGGGGCCCUUGGGCACAUCGUUCUCUUGCUGUUGGCUUGUGGCUCGGUUUGGAGUCGGAUAUCAAAGCGAGAGCCGGAUAAUGGUGAAGAUACUGAGCAGUUCCCUGCAGACUGUGAGGAGGUACACGCUGCAGGAGCAGAAGCCGAUGGGGUAUAUGUCAUCUACCCUGCUGGAUCCUCAAGUGCUGUGCCCGUAUACUGUGACAUGACUACUGAUGGUGGGAAGUGGACAGUGAUCCAGAAAAGGUUUAAUGGCACCCUGAGUUUUUUCCGUGGCUGGACUGACUAUAAAUUAGGGUUUGGUCGAGCAGAUGAAGAGUACUGGCUUGGACUGCACAAUAUUUACCAACUAACAUUGAGGAGGAAGUAUGAGCUGAGGAUUGACCUCGGAGACUUUGAGAACAACACGGCCCAUGCUAAAUAUGGUGACUUCUCCCUCUCCCCCAAAGCCAUUAACCCUGAGGAUGAUGGCUACACUUUGUAUGUGGAAGAUUUCACUGAUGGAGGAGCAGGGGACUCUCUGACCUAUCACAACGGGAUGAAGUUUUCCACCUAUGACAGAGAUCGGGAUGAUUACCAGCAAAACUGUGCUUCCCUCUCUGCUGGCGGCUUCUGGUUCAGAGCUUGUCACCUGGCUAAUCUGAAUGGACCAUACCUGCGUGGUGCCCAUCUGUCCUAUGGAAGUGGCGUCAUCUGGUCUGGAUGGAAGGGUCUUUACUUCUCCCUUAAAAGUACUGAGAUGAAGAUACGACGUGUGUGAUGACCCUGCAGUUCACUUAGCCUUACAACCUGUAGCACACGGAUAGGCUGUGUAAUAUUACUGUCAUCCUGCUGUAAGCUUUUUCACCUUCACCCCCAAAUGACACUUCUUCCCUCUGUAGCUCACUUGAUGUUGCUCGCUAUAACUCCAUUGUGUUCAUCCUGACCUGCUGUAGUCUCUACCUUAAAUAUUCAGUAGAUGAUGUCCACUAAUGAAUACUGUAACUUGAAUAUGUCUCAUAAAUAUGUUUCAUCA